ACAAAAUUGCAAAUUCCGUUGAAUCUGGAAAUACUCACUUUAGUUCAUACAUAAGUAAAUCAUCCACGACUUUUGAGUUUGAUACUGUAUCUGUUGAUAAAGUUUUACAUUCAUUUCAUGCUUUAUCCUCCUCUAAGGAAAUCGGAGUUGAUAAUAUUCCAAUAAAAGUAUCGAAACUUUCUAUAGCCAUUAUAGCGCCAUCUAUGACUAAAUUAUUUAAUUAUGUAAUUCAGAAUGGGGUCUUUCCUCGCGAUUGGAAGGUAGCCAAGGUUAUACCUCUUCAUAUUAAAGGUCCCAAAAAUUUGUUGGAUAAUUAUUGCCCAAUCUCUAUCCUUCCAGCUAUCAGCAAGGCCUUUGAAAGUAUACUUUAUGAGCAACUACAUGGCUAUUUAUCCAAUGCUAGCAUACUUUCGAAAUGUCAAUUCGGUUUCAGACGAUAUCACUCUACAACUACGGCUCUUCUUGAUAGUACUAAUCAAUGGUAUUCAAAUAUGGAUAAAGGUUUGCUUAAUAUUGUUGCUUUUUUAGAUCUUAAAAAAGCUUUUGAUACCAUUGAUCUGCAUGAAAUCUUGAUUGAAAAGCUAAAUAUGUAUGGGGUAAAACGGCAUUCAUUGGGGUUACUUGAAUCAUACAUAACAAAUCGGUCACAAAAAUGCUUUAUAAAUAGUACAUUAUCUCAUUCUAAAUCGAUUAAGUGUGGAAUUCCUCAGGGAUCGAUUUUGGGGCCACUAUUCUUUUUAGUGUAUAUUAACGAUCUGCCUAAUUGUUUAAAUACUGUACACCGAGGAUGUUUGCAGAUGAUACAACGCUCACUGUGCGUGGCAAAUCCACACAUGAAAUUUCGUCUGCUUUGAAUCAUGAUUUAAAUAAUGUUAACGAUUGGCUAAUGGCUAAUAAGCUUUGUUUGAACCUUAGCAAAACGGAAUAUAUGCUAAUAGGAUCCAGGCACAGCAUCAAUAAUCUUGUUGAUAAUCCUUGUAUUUCUGUUGAUGGUAAACUUUUGAACCGACUGAUAGUGACUGAGUCUCUAGGAAUUCAUAUUGACCAAUUUCUCUCUUGGGAUUUUUAUAUUGAGAAAUUGACAAAGAAAAUUUCUAGUGGCAUUGGAGCUAUUUCUAGGUUAAAACCGUUUGUUUGCAGAAAUACUAUUAUUUCUGUCUACAACGCUUUAGUUCAAACAUAUUUUGAUUAUUGUUGUGAGGUGUGGGAUCCGAUUGGCAGUGUUUUAUCUGAUAAAUUGCAAACUCUUCAAAAUCGGGCAGCAAGAAUAAUUAUGGGUUACCCAAAUGAGCACGGAUGCCCAGAAGCUGCUUUGACUGCGUUCGGGUGGAAAACACUUAAGGAACGUCGAUUUGAAUCUAAAGCCAGACUCAUGUAUAAGAUUAUUCAUGGUUUUGCACCUACUCCGCUUACUGAAAUAUUUUCUAGUGCUUCAGUUGUCAGAUCUCAUGACUACAAUUUACGUAAUUCUGACAUGAAGCUCAAUCUUCCUUUUCCUAAAACGGAUUAUUUAAAAAAGAGUAUAAGUUUCAAUGGUGUUAAAUUGUGGAACGAUUUACCUAUUGAA
Paramuricea clavata is the source of this 1567-nucleotide messenger RNA. NCBI's taxonomy places the organism in Eukaryota, Metazoa, Cnidaria, Anthozoa, Malacalcyonacea, Plexauridae. The record is from the annotation of a GenBank genome assembly.